This is a messenger RNA of Sclerotinia sclerotiorum 1980 UF-70, 309 nucleotides long. RefSeq lists its product with no specific name. NCBI's taxonomy places the organism in Eukaryota, Fungi, Ascomycota, Leotiomycetes, Helotiales, Sclerotiniaceae. Bases 1 to 309 code for a protein of 102 amino acids. The record is from RefSeq and is a predicted model, not a curated record. The transcript is spliced from 2 exons.
AUGUCUGUACCUAAUACCUGGAUUGCAUCGUUGAACAUGGCAUUUCUCUGUAUCGUUAUCGCCUUUGUCACUUCUACUGACUGGACUCUCGGUCUUUUCCUUGACUCUAAAUCAUUAGCUGCUGAAUAUGUGUUAGGCGCAAUUUCCACCAAAACUACAACUCUUAGUCCGAAGAAAAGUUUCUGCUCAUCUGUUAGGAUUAUAUUUGUAUGGUAUGAGGAUGCAUAUGAUCCUGAAUCUAGGUGGUUUGACUUUAAGGGGUAUGAGAUGAGAGCAUGCUUUGAAGCAAUUGGUGUUGAUUUAUUAUAA